Molecule: messenger RNA, 2473 nt
Organism: Scomber japonicus (chub mackerel)
Lineage: Eukaryota; Metazoa; Chordata; Actinopteri; Scombriformes; Scombridae
Product: cadherin-7-like
Exons: 11
Coding region: 47-2473 (808 amino acids)
Biological process (GO): cell-cell junction assembly; homophilic cell-cell adhesion; cell morphogenesis
Cellular component (GO): catenin complex; adherens junction; plasma membrane
Molecular function (GO): calcium ion binding; cadherin binding
Source: RefSeq, a predicted model, not a curated record
UUGAUAGCACUGGACCGGUGCCACCUCUGUCCUCUGUCCACUGACCAUGAGUGGAGAGGAAAUGCAAGGAUGGACAAUAAAAAUGACCACGCCGAGUGUUUUGGCCAUGAUUACGGUCUUUUCUAUGAUUCCUGGCGGCGUGCUGAGCGAUAUGAGAGGUACUCAGGGUCUGGAAGCUCAACAAUUGGCCCAGGGGUCCACUCAUCUGCACCGUCGCCUGAAGAGAGGCUGGAUCUGGAAACAGCUGUUUGUCCCAGAGGAAGAUCCCACUCCUCGUGUUAUUGGCAAGCUCAAAUCUGAUUCUGACCGAGGCGAGUUUACCAUCAAGUACAUAUUAUCAGGAGAGGGUGCCGGAGAUGUUUUUGAGAUAGAUGAGUACUCUGGUGAGAUCCGGACAUUGAAGAAACUUGACCGUGAGGAAAAGGCCUUCUACGUCCUUCAAGCCCAGGCUAUCAACAGGAGGUCCAAUGAACCAGAAGAGCCCCAAUCGGAGUUUAUCAUCAAAGUCCAGGACAUCAAUGACAAUGUCCCUCAAUUUCAGAAUGAACCGUAUGUGUCCAGCAUCCCAGAGAUGUGUCCAAAAGGGACCACAGUGGCCCAGGUGACAGCCACAGAUGCUGAUGAUCCCAUGUUUGGAAACAACGCCAAGCUCAUCUACUCCAUCCUGCAGGGGGAGCCUUACUUCUCUGUGGAGCCAAAGACCGGUAUUAUUGUAACAUCUUGGCAAAACAUGGACCGUGAAGCCAGAGAGAAAUACCUGGUGGUGGUGCAGGUGAAGGAUAUGCUGGGCCUCAGCGGUGGUUACUCCACCUCCACCACAGUCACCGUCACCCUGACUGAUGUCAAUGACAAUGGACCCACGUUUCGGCACCAUAUGUACACCUUUGACAUCCCUGAAGAUGCAGAGGUGGGCACCACAGUAGGAAGGAUUAUGGCAGAUGAUGCUGACAUUGGCAUCAAUGCUAGGAUGGUCUACAGUCUGGAGGACCUGGAGGAAAGCUCCACUUUUACCAUCCAAACAGAUCCAAAAACACAGGAGGGAGUGAUUCUACUGGCAAAGCCUUUGGACUACGAAAAUAAGCGACGUUAUGUGAUGGCUGCAGAGGCGGUCAAUGAUCCAGUGGACACUACUUUUCUGCCUCUGGAGGAGUUCACGGACAGGACCACGCUGAAGAUUGUGGUGGAGGACGUGGACGAGCCGCCUGUUUUUCUCACGUCGGUCUACGAAUGGAAAGUUCCUGAAAAUGCAGCUGUGGGAACUGUGGUUGGCAGCGUUAGUGCCAGAGACACUGACACAGUCAACAGUCCCAUCAGAUAUUCAAUUGACAAAAGGAGUGAUACCACAAAAGCUUUCAAAAUAGAUCCAAACAAUGGGACCAUAACUGUUGCUAAAGCUUUGGACCGAGAGACUGAAAACUGGCACAAUGUGACUGUUGCAGCCAAGGAAACAAGCCAGAACCAUUUAUCCUCCUCUGUGGUGGUGUUCAUCAAAGUGCUGGACAUAAACGACAAUGUGCCAAGGCUUGCAAGAGAUUACCAGCCAUAUAUCUGUGAGGGGACACAGGCGGGAGAACUUAUUCAGCUGCUCAGCGCCGUGGAUCCAGACGACCCUGCCGAGGGACACCACUUCUACUUCUCUAUGGUCCCUGAGACACGCAUCAAUCCGAACUUCACCAUAAGAGAUAAUCAAGACAACACAGCUGGCAUCAUGGCACGUAGGAGCACUUUUACCCGCAAGGAUCGGACCCAGUACCUCCUGCCUGUGGUGGUGACAGACAGCGGCUCGCCAGCUCUCUCCAGCACCAGCACUCUGACCAUCAGUGUUUGCAGCUGUCAUCCCGUAGGCCAUUGUCCCACAGGGGGGGUGGAAGCCCUCGCUCUGUCUAUGGGGGUCAGCCUGCAAACUUUGUUAGGGCUACUGGUCAGCCUGGGCACAGUGACAGUGCUGUCAAUUCUAAUGCUGAUGGUGAGAAGACACAGGCGGAAACAGCAGGAGGGGCUGGAGGUGGAGGUGAAGGAGCUGGAGCUGCCUGAGACGGUGUCGCAAAAGGUGCUGUAUUACGGGGAAGGGAGAUGUGGAGGAGAGGACCUGGAUUUUUGCCAGCCGUCCAUCGUCCCGCUGCGACCCCACCCGAGGAGGAGGGAGAGGAGGCUCCGGAGGGAAGACAUCAGAGCUAGCAUACGGAUGUCCCUCCUUAGAGAGGAGUCCCACACCAUUGGUCCAGAGGAUGAGGUAUUCAGACAGUUUAUUCUGGACAGGCUUGCAGAGGCAGAUGAGGAUCCUUACGUGCCCCCGUUUGACUGCCUCAGGACCUAUGCAUAUGAGGGGUCAGGGUCUCCUACGGGGUCUCUGAGCUCAUUGGAGUCAUCUACCGUUGAGCUUGAACCUGAUCAACCAGCUAGCAACACCAGAUCUUGCUUGGUCAGACUUACCCCGUGGUAUGGGGCACAAGAUGAGGACACCAUCUUCUGA